AUGUCUCAUCGAAACCUGCCCUCCAGUCUCCGCCAACCCUGCUCCGACUUCCUCGCCUCCGUCCUCUCCUUCCUGUACUCCUCUUCUCCCUCCUUUUCCGACCUCAGGCGCGCCCACGGUCUCCUCAUCGUCUUCGGCGCCGCCUUCGACAAGCUCGUCGCCCGCCGCCUCGUCGCCCUCUACUGCCGCCGCUCUGCGGGGGCGCUUGACUACGCCCUCCUCCUCCAUUCCCACCUCCGCCACCCUGACCCCGUCGCCUCCAACCUCAUCCUUAAAAAUCUCGUCCGCCGCGCUCAGCCUUCCGAUGUCAUCGCCUUCUACUGCCGGCAAGCCCACCUGGCGGGCUGCCGCCCCAGCCGCUGCACCUUCCCCCUUCUAGUCACCGCUGUGAAGCUCCGCGACUCCAUCCACGAAGGAGAAGCCUUUCACUGCCUCGCUAUAAAGCUUGGAUUUUUAAGUCAUCUGCCAAUUCCCAACUCUCUGCUCCACAUGUACGCGUCCUGUGACGGUCUGACCCUUGCAAGGCAGUUGUUUGAUGAAAUGCUGGAGAGGGACAGAAUAUCGUACAAUUCCUUGAUCGAUGGGUACGUUAAGAGCGGCGAUUUGGAGGAAGCCGAGCGGCUGUUCUGGAGCACGCCGGACCGGAAUGUUGUGUCCUGGUCCACGCUUUUUAAUGGGUACGUUCGAAACCGAAUGUUUCAAAAUGCUGUUGGCUUUUUCCACCAAAUGCAGGAGAUUGGGGUGGAGCCCGAUAGCUGCUCGGUGGUUUCUUUGUUAUCUAUGUAUGCCCUUUUCAAGUCAGCCUCUCAGGGCAAAUCCGUUCAUGGGUUUGUGGUUAGGAGAUGGUUGCAUUUACUGACUCCGGUGAGCACUGCAUUGGUUGAUUUUUACUGCAAAUGUGGGUUGUUGGAUGCAGCGGUUUCACUGUUUGAGAGAAUUCCGAAGAAAGAUUUGAUUUGUUGGAACUCAUUGAUCUCAGGUCUGGGGAGUUGUGGUAGGGGUCAGGAAGCUCUCGGCUUUUUUUCACAGAUGCUGCAUGAGGGAGUGCAACCAGAUGAUAUUACAUUUAUUGGUAUUUUGGUUGCUUGUGCUCAUUCAGGUUUGGUUGAUGAAGGGCAGCGGUAUUUUAAAAUGAUGAGCUCAGUGUUUGGUAUCAAGCCAAGCUUUGCCCAUUACUGGUGUUUGGUUGAUCUUUCUGUUCGAGCCCAAAAGCCUAAUGAUGCGUUGAAGAUAAUUCAGGACAUGCCCUUGGACAAUCAGUCAGCCAUAUGGGGUGCAGUCAUCUGGCUUGCCAAGGUUCAUGGUGAUAUCAGUGUGGGAGAAUUUUUGGGGAAACGUUUGAUCGAGUUGGAGCCAGAUAAUAGCAGAAGGUAUCUGCCUCUUGUAAAUGUUUAUGCUGCUGCAUCAAGAUGGGAUAAGUAUAAUGGGUUACAGGAACUGAUGAAGGCAAGGGGUUUAAAAAAUUUGCCAGAUUGUACUUUGAUUGAUUUGAAUGUUGUGGUUCAUAAAUUUUUGGUAGGUGACAAAUCCCAACAUGAAAUUCAGAAAAUUUAUGGAGUGCUGAAGGAGAUCGCGGAGCAACUAACAUUGCAGCCUUCUGGGGCUGCUGAGGAUGCCUUGACUGAGUCCAUGUAG
This is a messenger RNA of Phoenix dactylifera (date palm), 1635 nucleotides long. RefSeq names its product pentatricopeptide repeat-containing protein At5g06540-like. NCBI's taxonomy places the organism in Eukaryota, Viridiplantae, Streptophyta, Magnoliopsida, Arecales, Arecaceae. The record is from RefSeq and is a predicted model, not a curated record. Gene Ontology annotation, biological process: RNA modification. Gene Ontology annotation, molecular function: RNA binding; protein binding.